AUGGCGCCAAAAUCCACCAAGGGCAAGGGAGUGGCUAAGGAUGCCGGAGCCGCGGAGCCGCCGAAAAGUGCGCUGGCGGUGCAGCGGACGCAGUCCGCCUUCUUCCCCUCGACAGUCGACGUGCUCGAGCUUCAGGACUCCUUCAGGCCCUUCUUCCGGAAGCUCCAGGCACUCCACCGCGCUCGUCUGGAUAAAGCCAAGUCUAGGACGGCGGUGGUGGAGAAGGCGGAGGCGGACCUCCAGGAGCGCGUUGCCGAGACGCAAGACUGGUUCCGCGAAGCCCACAAGGAGCUCAAGGCCGCUCAGGGCGAGCUGGCCAAGCGCGACGUGGAGCUCACCAUGAAGCUCGCCGACGUCGAGAAAGCUCAAGAGAUGGCGAGGAACUUGGCCGCGGCCGCUGAAGCUGCCCGGACCCAGCACGAGGCCGCGCUGAACUCCCAGGAGGAGGACCUCACUGCGCGCGAGGGAAAGCUUGCCGCCAUGCUUCGCGACAAGGAAGCAGAGCUGAAGCUGGAGGGUCUUGAGAAGGCGCUGGAGGAGGCCAAGACCCGAGAGGGGACCCUGGCCAAGGAGCUGGAGGCCGAGAAGCAGUUGCGGGAGAAUGAGGGCCUCAACUUCGCGGAUCACGUGGCGGGCGAGAACCUGGGUGCGGCCACGACGACGGGGGCGGCCGAGGGGACCGCGGCGGGGGCCGCCGAGGAGGACGCGGCGAUGGGGGCGGACGAGGGGGCCGCGACGGGGGCCGCGGCGACGGGGGGCACUGAGGAGGCCGCGGCGACGGGGGCCGCGGCGGGGGCCGUGGCGACAGGGGGCACCGGUGCGGGGGCCGCGGGCAGGGCCAAGCCCAGUGCGCGGCUGGGCGGUUCGCCAGAGGAGGAGGCAGGGGCGAACCGUGACGCGGGAGAAGCCGAGGGUGACGGUGCCUGCUGA
Aegilops tauschii subsp. strangulata is the source of this 930-nucleotide messenger RNA. Lineage: Eukaryota; Viridiplantae; Streptophyta; Magnoliopsida; Poales; Poaceae. The record is from RefSeq and is a predicted model, not a curated record.